AUCAGCGCCAGGCUCUCGCAAUUGCCCCUCCCUCGCGACGCCGCGGCGUGGACCUAGCGAGCGGGAGCGAGGAAGCACGAGCUCGCACGGGCCAUAGCGCGUUGCCCACCACCGCGUACGCAACGCCGGUCAAGGGCAGCCCCACCAGCCACAAUGAGCCACAUCUACGCCGACGGCGCCGAGGUCCUGAAAGCCUUGGACGAGCAGGGCGGCGGGCCGAAACUGGCGUCGUUAGGCGACUAUGGGAUUGAUCACCAUAGAUUGUUGGAUCAGUUGCGAAUCCUCGAGAGGCCCGUGAUCGACCGCCAGGAGCUCCGAGUAAAAUCGAUAGAAAAGAUCGCCAUGGAGCGCCACGCCGUUGUUUUUGAACAACUCGUGGAAGAACGCAUUAAGAUCCUGCAGAAGGUGUCUUUAUUUAAUGAUUUGAGCGACAACGAGCUGCGACGGGCGGCAGAGCAGUUCGAGGAAGACGAGGCCGACGAGGGCACCUUCGUCUUCAAGCAGGGCGACGCUACCGAUGAUUUCUACGUGGUUGCUAGCGGUGAGGCCCAUGUCAUCUUCGAGUCCGACGGUAAAUCGCGAACGUUGGCUCGCUUGACGGAAGGUCGAUUUUUUGGGGAAUUAGCAGCGAUGCAUUCCACUCCCAGAGAUUCCUCGGUGAAAGCCAAGCCGGACAAGGAAGAUCAACAACGGUUGGAGCUCCUGAAGUUAUCCGGUGCCAAGUUCCGAGCGCUGUUUGAGAGUAGACCGGAUCUCCUGAAAGAUAAUAGUAACACAAGAGAAAGGCAGGCCUGGUGCAUCAUCGGGAACUGUCCCCUGUUCGCGGGGUUGGACGAGGAUAGAUUGCGGGAGUGCGUCCGGCGCGUGAAGGUCGAAACGCAUGACCCGGGUUCAGUGAUCAUCCACGAGGGCCACACCGGUUCCGUAUUUUACAUCAUCGUCGAUGGCAUCGUGAAGGUGGUGCACGAGGACCCCCAACAUAAGGUAGGAGAAAGACCAGUAAGGGAAUUGGGGGACGGCGACCACUUCGGCGAGAUACCUCUCCUCGUGAAGGGAGAUUCCUCGACGCGAGGGGCGACGGUGGUAGCCGUCUUCAAGUGCACUCUGGCCGUGGUCGAGCGCAGUGACCUGGUGGCGGCGUUCAAGACGGACGAAGGUAGGGCUUAUUUACGACAGCGGGCGUACUUUAGAAUACUCGAUGAUGAUGGUGAACUAGAAGCGGAAGAGGUGCAGCGACCGCGCACGGCGGAAGAUCGCGCUUCGAGAAGAUCAGGUGAUAGUAGAGCCAUGAGAGGGCGGAAGUCCGCCCGUCAAGCCUUCAAGAGAUUAGUACGAUCCUUCAGCGACUCGUUGAUCUCUCAAAUGUACAAACAGAUCGUGAGGCAACCGUCACUCACAACAUCUUACGGUGCCGACGUGGCCAAGAGCUUCAUGGCGUCUGCGACGCGACCGGAGUUCGGCAAAAAGAUCCUCCGAGCGCUGGAGACCCUAAACAAGAAGAAUGCGUUAGAUAGGACCAUGCCGGAACUAGCGUUGGUGAUCGCCGUCCUCAGGCAAGCGAAGGACUUCUGUCGGCAGUACGUCCACGAGUGGCCCGAGUCGGCAUGGAACGAUUUUGGGCACCACGUGCGCGUCGAUAGAAUUAAAAAAGGUAGUGCGGUCUUCGACACGAAGGGCAAGGCCGUGCGCUUUUAUAUCCUUGUUAGGGGUACUGCUGCCGUCUUAGCGCAAUCGACGCAGGAGGAGCCGAAGCCGACACGUAGACGAUCUCGGGCUCGCUCGUCAGCGGACAUGGUCGACCCCGAGGCAGCGAAGGACGCCAUCUGGAAAGGGGAAUUAGGUGAGUUCGUCGAGUGCGGCGGGCCCGGGUCGUGUUUCGGGGCGGAAAGCUUGGAUGCUCUGAAGAACGGGCGGGCGCCUCGAUACCGCCAAAAUUUAGUUGCGGUCUCGGAAUGCAUCUUCCUGUCCUUCGAGGCGUCCGACUAUAGGGAGGUCGCGGCGAACGUCGCCGAAGGGCUGGAAACGGACGUCGAGGAGAAGUUCGCUCUACUGAGAAAGACCGGUUUGUUUGCGGAUGCCCCUGUAGACCAGUGCUACACCGUGGCUUAUGCGUUGGAGAAGGCCAAGUGUUCCCGAGGUACUCUGCUCAUGAGCGAAGGUCAGACGGCGCCUCGUUUGACAUUAGUGGUGCGAGGGGGGGUCGUGGUGCGAUCCGCGGGUGUGGCCGUCGCGGAGCUAGGGGUCGGCGACUACUUCGGCGAGAGCGGGUUGCUGUCGGCGACGAAUCUGGUGAAGGGCGCCGUGGAAAGCGUCAGCUGCGUCAGCACGAUGGCCACGGACUUAUACGUAUUAGAAGACUACGGCUGCGUGCCCGCGCCGAUCCUCAAGCGCCUAAAGCGGAACUGGGGCGUGCGCGCGUCCUGGAGAAAAGAUAGAGUCGUGAAGCAACGCCAGACCAUCGGCGACCACAAGAAGCAGAUGCCGCGUUCCAUGGUCGCGGAGAUGGUCGCGCGGAGCCCCUAGG
This is a messenger RNA of Pelagomonas calceolata, 2524 nucleotides long. The record is from the annotation of a GenBank genome assembly. Lineage: Eukaryota; Pelagophyceae; Pelagomonadales; Pelagomonadaceae.